Melopsittacus undulatus (budgerigar) is the source of this 2052-nucleotide messenger RNA. It is a transcript of the gene TYW3, whose product is annotated as tRNA-yW synthesizing protein 3 homolog. The transcript has 6 exons. Bases 92 to 871 code for a protein of 259 amino acids. Lineage: Eukaryota; Metazoa; Chordata; Aves; Psittaciformes; Psittaculidae. The record is from RefSeq and is a predicted model, not a curated record.
CAGGCUCCCGUCGGCCUCGCGGGGCUGUUCUGGUCCCCGUUCCCCGUUCCCCGUUCCCCGUUCCCCGUUCCCCGUUCCCCGUUCCCCGCUGAUGGCGGCGUUCGUGCAGCGGAAGUCGCAGUGCCUGGCGCGGGCGGACGCCAGCAGGAAGGGCGGCCUGGACGAGGGCGCUGCCGCCGUCGUGCAGCUGCUGAACGGGCGGUCUCGGUUCUGCACCACCAGCUCCUGCUCGGGCCGCCUGGUCCUGGCGCAGGACGGCACCGCGGGCACGCAGAGCUGCGGGAUCCGGAAGACAAACUGCGCGUGGCUGCUGGUGACACACAAGAGGUGCGCGAAGGACGAUGUGAUGACAGCCCUAGAGAAAGCCACUGGUGAUGUUGUGCUCAAGUUUGAACCAUUUAUUCUUCACGUGCUAUGUCAAGAGCUGCAAGAUGCUCAGCUUCUGCAUUCAGUGGCUGUCAAUUCAGGAUUCAGGAACUCUGGUAUUACAGUUGGAAGAGGAGGAAAAAUCAUGAUGGCAGUCCGGAGCACUCACUGCUUGGAAGUUCCCUUGAGCCACAAGGGGAAAUUGAUGGUCUCUGAGGAAUACGUGGAAUUUCUGAUAGACGUUGCUAAUCGGAAGAUGGAAGAAAACACCUGGAGGAUUGACAGAUUCUACAAAUGCUUGGAGUUGGCCUUGGAAGCUCCCACCAGUGCAGACAACUCACCUGGGGAGACGGGGAAGAACCACAGCGUGUACACUCGCAGGAGAAAGAGGAAGACCAUUCAGGAACAAGAAGCACACACCUCCCCAAAGGACCACAGUGAAGAACAGGGGCCUGUGGAUGAUGCAGAAACCAAUCUUGGUAUUUUUGCUGAACUCAUGAUAUAGACUAAGGCAUUUGAAAGCAAAUGGCAAACUGAAAUCAUUGUAUGCUCUUUGUAAGAGAUGCAAACUGCUAUGUUCUAAGUAGUAACACCCUCGUGGACAUUUACUGGAAAGAAAGGUAAUUGUGAACAGGAUUAAUGCCACAGAAGCACAGAGAGCAAAACCUUAGAGUGCUGUGGGGUUUGUAACAGCACUGUUGAACUAACAAUCUCUUACUCUGUUGGUUAUCACAGAAAUAACCGGUUUGCUGCCACCUUUGGCCAUGUUCUCUGUGGAAGCAUUUCACUUCCAAGUCCUGGGUUUAGGUCAUCUGACAGAGCAGAGAAACUCUGAAAACUGGGUGGUUGUGCUUGAAGGCUUUUAAUCCCUGCAGGAGCCCUGCAGAACAGCAUGCACCAAUGCAGGUGGCCCUCUCAGAUCACACCAAGCCUCAUGUCAGUCAGCAGAAGAGCAGUGCGUGCAGUGAAGGUGAAGAGAGCAGAAGCUGUGUGCUGCUCUGUGCUGGCCAUGGUGGGUGCAUCCAGGAUCCUUCCUGAGCAGUGCACCGGGCAGCACAGUUGAUGCUAUUCUCCUGCCCCUCACUGCUUCAGGCCUCAGCCCCGCUGUGCUCGUGUUCUGCUUCCCUUGGCCAGCGGAUGUUAUUUGUCUUUGCUCCAUGUGCUGAGAGUUCCUGACCUCACUUACAUGGAUCCUACAUGGCCAGCACUCAGCUUCAGCUCCAGCCCUUGGGCAGAAAGUCAAGUGUUCAGUCGUGGGUUUUGGUACCACUGUGAAUCACUGACAUGCAAUGUUAGGUGUGAAACAGCGCGAUAGUCUGUGUUCCUGUAUGGGAACACUGGAAAAGGCACUCCCUACUCAUAGUGUGUUUUGGGGGGGGAAGUGGUGAGCUUGUAAACCUUAGAACAAGGAAUUCUGAGGCCAGCCUUGUGUGGUGGAGCGAUGGCUAACACUGCAGAGCAAGGCCCUGCCUGAAGGAAGUGGUCUCUGGUGCAGCAGUUCACAGGGAGAGAGAACUGUCGUUGUUUCCAUUACAUGAGCCCACAUCCUGGGGCAUUUUAACUCCUCUGUGAAAACGUGGCACAUGAGGUGGCAGGCAAAGGGAAAAGUAGUUGGGGGCUUUAAGAAGACUGGGCUGCGUGUCCAGUAGCACGCAUGCCAGAAACAAUAAACUUGAGCCUCUUGUG